GCAUUGCCGACUUGCCGACUCCCUCUUCUUCAUUCGCCUCCUUCUUUCGGGUCUUAGUGUCUGUAGACGCAUUCCUGUGUAGCUCUUGGGCCUGCGCCAUGGCCGACACUCAUCCUCGUAGGGCAUCUUCGUCCUCGUCCUCGAGCCCAGCGAUGCCCUCCAGGUCACCGGUAGCCGGGUACCACUCGCACCAUGCCGCCGCCAAUGCUGCCUCGGAGAAGGAGCUCCUCGACCUCUUGACCUCCAUGCCUUCCUCUUUUCCCCAUUCUCAGGUCUCAUCUUCUUCUCCUUCGUCGAGUCAGGCAUCUGGACAACCCGUUGCAGGGAGACGUCGGCCGCUUGCGACGCUGAGUGCACUGCGAAGACCACCAAUCGACCCAAUCAUUCUCGCAGCCAGUCUCUCGUCUGGGCCCCAGGUCACGAGACAUCAUUUCCACCAUACAUAUGGAGAGACGGCGCAUGGUCCCUCACGUCAAAUGCCAGCCAGCCAGAGACAAGCUGUCAAGGCAGCCCAAUCCCAGCAAGCUCCCGCGCCGGCUGCCAGAACUCGCACGUCUCGCUCUCAGUCCACAAGCUUCGGCUCCUAUGCCAACUGCGACAUGGACGACAGUGAACUUCAAGCCGAGGAGUUGAUCAGAGAAAUCGAACCUGUACCCGAAGUAACAGACUCUGAAAGAGCCAUGUACGCCAGUCGGCAAGCGCCUCGCAGCGUUCGUAUCGAGCUGGAAGAGGAGGCGAAGAAGCUGCGUACAGAAGCACUAAAGCAAAGGGAGAGCCAAAGUCGAGAAUCUAAUCAAGGAAAUCAAGAGCGAAAGCUUGAGGCUGCGCGUGUAGCUCAAGUGGCCUCAUCUGUGGGUAUCCGCGCUAGCGAGGAGGAGGGCUCCUCUUCUGCGCCGGGGACCAGCGCUCCUACCGCACCACCUGGAGACGACGGUCAGACUUCUCAGCGACCGCAAGGCACCGCUGCUCUUAUCCAGCAGGCUUUGUCAGAGAGAAAAGCAAUCGCCUCCGCCCCGACUACACCGGCUCUGCCUUCCACGCCGAGGGAGCUCAGCCAAGGGUCAAUAUCAGCUUCACCCGCCACUGCGAUACCUCAACUUUCUCGCCUGUCCUCCAUCGUCCGCCCACCGCCACUUCAGAUUCGCUGCUAUGCCCGCACGAGGAUACCAACGCCUCAUGGCGAAAUCUUUUGCCAUCUCUACCGCAACAAUCGAGACAACAAGGAGCAUCUUGCCCUAGUCAUCGAUCCUGCUCAGAAUGAACCAGACGUAAACGUAGAUGAGUUGUCGAAGCCUGCCGGCCCGCCCUCACUUCGUAGUCGAACGCUCGAUGAGGUCUGGAGUUCUGAAGAGACUGAGAUGGAGCGCAUCGUCCGCGGCGCGUAUGUCGGUAGGCUAGGCCCACAUUGCCAAGUCGCAAGCGCCGGUAUACGACGGGGCAGAGAACAUCCUGCACAUGCUAGCGAAGGCGAUGUGGACUGGGAGGCACCCCUGGUCAGAAUCCACUCGGAGUGUUACACCGGCGAGACAAUCGGUUCACAGCGCUGCGACUGUGGUGAGCAACUCGAUGAAGCUCUGCGCCUCAUCCUUCAAUCCGGCUCCGGUACCGAACCGUCACGCGACCCUUCCCGCGAAGCGAAGAGGCCCCGUUUGCCUCGUGGUGUUGUCGUCUACCUGCGCCAAGAGGGACGAGGAAUCGGACUGCUGGACAAGCUCAUGGCCUACAAUCUGCAAGACAUGGGCCACGAUACUGUCAGUGCCAAUGUCCUCUUGGGCCAUCUCCCUGAUGCGAGGAGCUACGCAGCAGCCGGAGCGAUCUUGGAGGAUCUGGGCGUCUCUAGCUGUCGCUUGCUGACUAACAAUCCAGAGAAGAUGGAAGCGCUAGAGGCAGAGGGCAUCAAGGUCAAGGAGCGUGUGGGUAUGGUUCCCAGGGCCUGGACUCAGGAGGUGAAGCGCUCAAAGGGCGGCAAAAGCGGAUCGGCUCGAAAGGGCAAGAAGAAGUCGCAAAGGGUCAGGAGGCCUGCCGCCGGCCCGAAGCGAGAUCGUCGAGUUGCUGCUCUUGCUUCCUCCCAAGUCUCCGAUGAGGGCCUAUCCCGCUCCAUCCUCUCUCAAGCAGAGGACGAUGACGAGCCAUCCCAUUUCGGCCGGCGACAUCAGGGCUCGGACCUAGAGGGAGCGGAGGGCGAAGGCACACAAGAGUCGGCAAGCAGCAAUGACGAGGACGACGAGGAAGAGGAAGACGAUGGGGACAGCGACGACUACCAGCAACACAUGCUCCGCUCUUCGGGGGCUACGCUGAUAGGCGGUGCAGCUGCGCGCGGCGUGGAAUUGGAGCGAUACCUACGGACAAAGAUUGAACGCAUGGGUCAUCUGCUCGAUCUACCGGCAGCAAGCGGUGAGCAGACCGACGCUGGAAGUGCGGCUCCGGCGGCAGAGGUAUCUGGUCUUGGCGGUGAAGGCCGCUCGACGGCGGAUGGAGAGAGGGUGGAGCAGGGCGGAGAUCGGGUAUAGGAGGCGCAAUCACAGACACGCUGAGCAGGGAGCGGGCUGAUCUCGGGUAGAGUUGUAGAUUCGUCGCUGUUGUAUGAACGAACACAUGCUUGGAGCGGAUUGUAAGCGCAAGAGGAGAGGGUCUGGAGUGCUAGAUGUAAGAGGCCGCCGAUGCGAUGCGUAAAGGUGAAUCAAUAUGAUCACUCUGACU
Microstroma glucosiphilum is the source of this 2700-nucleotide messenger RNA. RefSeq lists its product as hypothetical. Gene Ontology annotation, biological process: riboflavin biosynthetic process. The coding region runs from base 99 to 2510 and encodes 803 amino acids. Gene Ontology annotation, molecular function: GTP cyclohydrolase II activity. NCBI's taxonomy places the organism in Eukaryota, Fungi, Basidiomycota, Exobasidiomycetes, Microstromatales, Microstromataceae. The transcript has a single exon. The record is from RefSeq and is a predicted model, not a curated record.